This is a messenger RNA of Xenia sp. Carnegie-2017, 802 nucleotides long. RefSeq lists its product as uncharacterized. The transcript has 2 exons. Bases 80 to 742 code for a protein of 220 amino acids. Lineage: Eukaryota; Metazoa; Cnidaria; Anthozoa; Malacalcyonacea; Xeniidae. The record is from RefSeq and is a predicted model, not a curated record.
ACACGUCCCCAUCGAAGAGGAAAAUUUACGGCAAUUUUCCAGCUGUUUCAACUUUCAACAUACAUUUGCCGCUGCUGCAAUGGCCGAGAGCAAAGACACCGAUGUGGUUUCUCUGUUUUCCACACCAUGGAAUGAAAGCGAUGUAGUAUUACGAGUCGAACACGCGUUGGAAGAAGCGAUUGAACUGAAAGACGACAAAUACGAAGCAAUGAUUUCUUUUUUGAUGUUGUUCUACCCAGCAAACAUGUUGUACGAACAUGAAGCCAUUCUUAACGACAAUAAUAUUCUUCAAGUUAUGGAACUUGCAGAUAAAUACGAAGCAACAAAUGUCAUCAAACAGUGUAUGAAAAACGUAAGGAAAAUUCAGCCUAAAACAGCAAUGCAUCUCUUACCGUUUGCUGAGAGAAAUCAAUUGCCUCUUGAAGAAAUAUUUGAUGUCAUUAAAAAGCAUGUUUCAAUGGAUGAUCUAAACAACUUUUCACAAAAUUUGAGCAGCGAAGUUUUAGCCAUGGUAAUGUUAACUAAAGGUAAACAUUUGGAGGAUAUAAUAAAAGAGACUCAAACGCUGAUCAAUAAAAUGAGGAACCAAAGCCAAUCAAUCAAUCGAAAUAAUUUUACUUCAGGAACUCUAACCUUUGGUGGAAUACCGCAAACCCAUUACACUGUGUUCGGCGACUGUUUACAAUAUGACCAAUCUCCUGUACUAUGUGACAUUAAUGACAUUGUAAAAACUUUAAAAUAGGACUGUUUGUAAUUGUAACAAGUAAUGUAAUGAAGUAUCAACUCUUGAUCUGUUCCUGAA